GUACUCUCAGUUCUCUGACAAACUUCUCUGUUCACCGUACCACCUCAUUUACGCAUAUCCGUUCCGAUCGUCAGUUCCAACUAUGAAGCUUAUUGCAUCCCUCUCUAUCGUCCUUGUAGCGGGCCUAGCAAACGUCGUCAACGCUGCAAUAAUCUGCGGAACAUGCGCCUUCAGCGGGACGUACUGUGAUGCUGGAGGCUCAUAUCACCUAUGCUAUGGGCAAGCAGGAUGUGGCGGCGCUACGGCCUGUCCUGGUGGCUGCUAUUGGGAUCCGGACAACCCGGAAUACAACGGACAGGCCCAGUGUUAGUGGAUGCGCUCAUACCGAACAAAGUCAACGGUGCCAGUUUCUAUGGAAGAGGGGUGGGACUCAUGGAUGGGCUUUGCUGUACCGCGUUCAAAACUAUUAUCAAUUUACC
Molecule: messenger RNA, 419 nt
Organism: Trematosphaeria pertusa
Lineage: Eukaryota; Fungi; Ascomycota; Dothideomycetes; Pleosporales; Trematosphaeriaceae
Exons: 2
Coding region: 83-310 (75 amino acids)
Source: RefSeq, a predicted model, not a curated record